AUGACGAUGCUGCUGGUUCCCAUCAUCUUCCCAGAAGUCCCAGAAGCACGAAGAUGGGCCCUUGCCAUCUGUUGCAGGCCAGCGCCUGAGCCAGCUGCUCACAAGCCGUGCCUCGCACAGGGAUCAGCGCUGGGGUGCUGGACGUCUCAUGGUGAAGCCGCUGGUAAAAUAACACUCUUGGCGCAUCUCGGCGUCUGCGCGGCUUUAAGUCUUAGUGAAAGCUUGUAUGGUGGACGGUCUGAAAUCCUUGGUGCUUAUGGUGGCGGGAGGACUCUUGCAGAGGUUCCCCGUCGGGAAAGUGGAGGUGAGGCACAUGCCGCACAUGCCUCAUGCCAAGAAGCGGGAGCCGUACAUCUGCGAGGCCCUGCCUCUUUGGCAGCAUGUCUUCCGGACUUGCUGAUGGUACAUGCACGGUUCCGUCUCACCUGUCUUCACCGGCUGCGCUGUUGCGUGACUGGUCGCUGCUUGCAUGACCGGGCACUGCUGGCAUUCGGUCUGAUUCCCAACCGGUGUGGGGAACGGAAGCAUCAGGACCUUCAAGGCACUUUUGAGCGCUACAGCUCGAGGCAGAUUGAGGCCCUGUCGCAUCUUGACACGAUCGCCGAAGCAACUAAGUGGAGGUCUGUUGGAAAGUCCAGGCUUCCGGAACCCGAGUGCUACUUCAGCGAAGGCUGCAUGCAGGUGAUCUUCAGGUCUUCACAGAACGUCCAUGCCACCGCACGAUCGUCGCCGCUGGCAUGGCCAGGCACUGUCGAUACUCAGUCUGACUCCCGACUCUUUGCCGCUUAG
This is a messenger RNA of Symbiodinium natans, 789 nucleotides long. NCBI's taxonomy places the organism in Eukaryota, Dinophyceae, Suessiales, Symbiodiniaceae. The record is from the annotation of a GenBank genome assembly.